Nicotiana tabacum (common tobacco) is the source of this 795-nucleotide messenger RNA. The record is from RefSeq and is a predicted model, not a curated record. Lineage: Eukaryota; Viridiplantae; Streptophyta; Magnoliopsida; Solanales; Solanaceae.
AUGGCGGACAAGUUCGUGAUGACACAUGCCGAGGCCAAGAAAGCCGAAACGAGAGUAAACGAUAUCUUUGCCAUCAAGCAAUCCUUAGGGGAGGGACUGAGAGACUUCCUUGCCCGAUACAAUAGGGUAAGGAUGCCCUUACCAAAUAUGUUUGAGGGAAUGGCAAUCGCAGCCUUUCAGAACAGGUUGAGUAGAGAAGGUUCAAGAGCGAGCAGAAAGUUACUGAGCCGAUUAAUGAAGUAUCCCCCAACCACUUGGGAUAAAAUCCAUAACUCCUACUAUGACGAGGUCCGAGCAGAUGAUGACGACCUCAACAGACCAACUCGAGGACUCAUCUUGGUACAAACUGAGCCCAAGAAAGAACAAAAAGUUAACAUGAGGAGAGAUCACCCAGUCUCGAGGCCAAACAAGGAGCGACAUCAACCUUAUGUCAGGACAUCCGCUCCCUCCUUUCGUUAUAAAGACGCCUUGUCCAGGCCGAGAUCAGGAACGCACAGGAACGAUAGUUGUAUGCCUCCCUUGUUAUUUGCUCACAACCUUUGCGUUUCACCUACAGAAGUGGUCUACGCCUUCGAGAAGCUUGGAACGAAUGUAAAGUGGCCGCCAAAGAUGAGAUCCAAUCCCAACACCAGGAAAUCCGACACCCUCUGUGAAUUCCAUCAAGAACGCGGACAAAAGAUAGAAGAUUGCAUCGCCCUACGACUAGAGGUGGAAAACCUACUACAACAAGGGCACCUCAAAGAACUACUCAAUGACAAAGGCAGGAACACCUUAGCAAGGGGUCGAGAACGUUAG